AUGUAUCCUAAUGCUACUGCUAUUCAUGUUUGUAAUGGUGGAUAUGGUUUUUAUCCCGGUAAGUAAAAUAUUCAUACAUUUAAGCAGGAGCAUAUCAAAGUUGUUGAAUCGACGAUUACAAGAAACAUGUUUAGAUACUGGGCAUUUACUGAUCAUCUUUCGAAAUUGUUUAAAGAUUUGACAAAUCUAAACAAAGCCAUAACUAGAAUUUUGCUUAUGAACAGCAUCAACAUUAGGAUACAUUUUCGUGUAUUUACAAUAAUAUCUAUUCUGAGAUGAAUAAAUCGACUUUGAAAAUUUUAAAAUAUUUCAUUAGUGAUAUGUU
Molecule: messenger RNA, 325 nt
Organism: Rotaria sp. Silwood2
Lineage: Eukaryota; Metazoa; Rotifera; Eurotatoria; Philodinida; Philodinidae
Source: the annotation of a GenBank genome assembly